UCGUCGCCCUCUCUCUGUUGGAGAUCUCCCGCCAAAAAAAAUGAGAAUCGCCGAGAUUUCGACGCCGGAGCUCCGGCAAAUCCACCGUGAAGCCGAGCCUCAAGCUCACCAUCCUCUCCUCUCCGAGAUCGAGCUCUCCAUCCACCAAGCCGAAUCUGUCUCCAAGGAUCACCCUCCCACCGAGUCCCUUCCCUCUUCUCUCAGGCAAGCGCUGACUCGGCUGAGUCAACUCGCUCCCUUCCCCAGCAACUCUUUCAAGCUCCACCUAUGGAAGCUCAGCUUUCGCCUCUGGAACGCCUGCGUCGACCUCUCCAACGCCGCUUCCCUACGCUCCUCCUCUUCCGCCGCGGCGGAGAUCAUUGCGAGUUUAAGACAUGUCGCCGCCGAUAUGCUCUUUCUCUCCAUUGAUGUCACCGGAGUCCCGUCUCCGAUGAUCAAGUGCUCUCUCUUCUACCACAGGACCGGUCUCAUAUGGAUCAAUCUCAAAAAUUUCGAUCUCGCCUCGAAUUGCUUCGAGCGAGCGACCGAUAUCGUUUCGAAGAUCGAUAUCGGAAAAAUUUCAGACGCUGGAGAGAGGAAAUUGAUUCUAGAUCUGAAUCUAGCGCGAUCGCGCACUGCUUGGGAAGUUUCUGAUCGGAAUCUGGCUGUGACACUGCUGCACCGNGCGAAGAACUUUCUGUUUGGUUCACCUGAUCAUUACAAAUCCCUCUCGAAUCAAUUCCUAGCGUUCGGCAAAAGCGCUUUGUCCAGAGACGAUACGGGAAGCCUAAACGAGGCUUUGAGGCUCAUGAACGAAGCUCUUGAUCUCUGUGAGAAGGGGCUUGGUGCGGCAAAGACCAGGGAAGACACCAUGGAGUUUUUGGGGAUGAGAACCAAAACAUUGCGUUUUAUUUCGGCCGUACAUUUGCAGAAGGGAGAGUACGAUAGUGUGAUCAAGUGCGUGAAAGUUCUCAGAGAUGGAGGGGGUGGAGGAAAUGGCGGUGAUGGAGCAGAUCAGCAUGCUUCAUUGCCUGUGCUGGCGAUGAAAGCUUGGUUGGGCCUUGGGAGGUACAGUGAGGCAGAGAAGGAGCUGAGGGGUAUGGUGGGAAACAAGGACAUUCCUGAGGGAGUGUGGGUGUCUGCAGUGGAAGCUUAUUUUGAGGCAGUUGGAACCGCUGGUGCAGAGACUACAAAGGGCGUGUUCUUGGGUCUGUUGGGGCGGUGCCAUGUGAGCGCCAAGGCAGCGCUUAGAGUGGCCCAUCGGGUCCUUGGAGAUAGCAGUGGAGGAGACCAUGGUUCGAGUGUUAGGGCCAAGGUUGUGGCUCAGCUUGUGUCAGAUGAGAGAGUAGUGGCUCUCUUUGCGGGUGAGGCAGUGGCUAAGGAGAGGAAAGCAAUGCAUGCUGUUCUGUGGAAUAGUGGUUCAGAUCACUUCCAUGCUAAAGACUAUGAGACGAGCGCAGAUGUGUUCGAGAAAUCAAUGCUUUAUAUUCCACAUGACCUUGAGAAUAGAGUUUUCAGGGCCAAAGGCUUCAGGGUACUGUGUCUUUGCUAUCUUGGGCUCUCUCAGCUUGAUCGAGCUCAUGAGUACAUUGAAGAAGCUGAAAAGCUUGAGCCCAACAUUGCGUGUUCUUUCCUUAAGUUCAAAAUCUACUUACAAAAGAAAGAUCACAGUGGAGCGAUUGUUCAGAUCGAGGCAAUGACAACCUGCCUUGAUUUUUCUCCAGAUUUUCUUUCCCUCUCUGCCCAUGAAGCUAUUUCUUGCCAAGCGCUCCCUGUUGCAGUUGCUUCUCUCUCCAAGUUCCUCAGCUUCUUUGUCUCAGGAAAAACGAUGCCAACAACGGAAGUUGUGGUGUUUCGUACCUUGACCACAAUACUGAUUCAAGACAGCGGAAGUGAAACUGAAGCCCUCAAUUUUUUGCUGCAAGCUUAUAGCCGGGCAUCGAAGCUCGGGAUUGAUUGUUUCUUUGGAGGAGGGGAGACCGGAAGACGAGAGCAGAACUGGUUUGCUGUUACUUCGUGGAAUGUCGGUUCAAGAUGUGGGAACCAACAGAAGUACGAGCUCUGCGCUGAAUUCUUGAGGUUGGCAUCAGAAUUUUACAGCUAUAUGGCAAAUAGUGAGCCCGGGGAAAACGAAAUCAUGAUUUGCAAGUCGAUAAUAUUAAGUGUAACUGCUAUGGUAGCCUGGGAGAAGCAAAGCAAAACUACAUUGACAGAAUUCCAAGUGAAACAAGCUUCAGAGUUACUCGAGAGAGCCGGAAAGAUCAUGACUUUGCUCUCAUCUGGGUCGGGACUCAACAACAGCAAGGACAGUAUCAUCGAGCCCGAACUCUUCUUCAUGUACACCUUAAAUGCCUACGACAUACACGGAAGACUCAACAAUUCACCAUUCCAGCAACUCCUGGUCAAGACUUAUGCAGGAUCCAAGGCUUGUAACCCCAACUAUCUUCUUCAAAUCGGCAUGUUUGCCUCCCAAGGCCCGAGAUCCAACCCCGAGGUAGCAGCAUUCGCUCUAAACGAAUGCCUCGCAACCCUCAUCUCAUCUCCUACACCCGAAUACCCCAUGGUGGCACUCAUAAUCAGGAAGCUUAUUGCAAUAUCUAGCGUCCACAAAGGGGAGACAGACGAUGAAACGAUUCAUAACAUGUAUAAGCAAGCUUACAGAAUCAUGAUCGGAUUAAAGGACAGGGAGUACCCGACUGAGGAAGGGAAAUGGCUUGCAAUGACAGCUUGGAACCGAGCAGCAUUGCCCGUGAGGCUUGGACAGAACGAAACAGCGAAGAAGUGGAUGAAAAUCGGGUUGGAAAUUGCGGGGAAGGUCUCGGGCAUGGAUACUUACAGAGCUUGUAUGGAGGAUUACCUUGCUGAGUUUGAGACCAGAGUUUCUUCAGCAGCGUCAGACAGAACAACUUAAAGUCCUCGACAGUGCAUGAACCUUAACUGCUACACCACGUCAGAUCAGGCAUCC
Messenger RNA from Tarenaya hassleriana, 2944 nucleotides. RefSeq names its product TPR repeat-containing protein ZIP4. The transcript is spliced from 6 exons. The record is from RefSeq and is a predicted model, not a curated record. The coding region runs from base 41 to 2890 and encodes 949 amino acids. Lineage: Eukaryota; Viridiplantae; Streptophyta; Magnoliopsida; Brassicales; Cleomaceae. Gene Ontology annotation, molecular function: protein binding. Gene Ontology annotation, biological process: regulation of synaptonemal complex assembly; meiotic cell cycle.